Asparagus officinalis (garden asparagus) is the source of this 1664-nucleotide messenger RNA. Its product is annotated as alpha-L-fucosidase 2-like. Lineage: Eukaryota; Viridiplantae; Streptophyta; Magnoliopsida; Asparagales; Asparagaceae. The record is from RefSeq and is a predicted model, not a curated record. The coding region runs from base 1 to 1077 and encodes 358 amino acids. The transcript is spliced from 6 exons. Gene Ontology annotation, biological process: carbohydrate metabolic process. Gene Ontology annotation, molecular function: alpha-L-fucosidase activity.
AUGGCGCAGCAAGGGGUGGGGGGGCUUGAGGUGGCAGCGGCUAGAAAGGGGUUUGGAAGAGGGUCAGGGGGGGUUCUGGGGUCGGUCAGGUCUGGGGGUUUUCUAGAGAAUAAAGCAUAUCCACUGUUGGAAGGAUGUGCUACUUUUCUACUUGAUUGGUUGAUUGAAGGUCGUGGAGGGUAUUUGGAAACAAAUCCUUCGACAUCACCAGAACAUUCUUUUAUUGCACCUGAUGGCCAGACUGCAAGUGUCAGCUACUCAACGACUAUGGACAUGUCAAUCAUAAAAGAAAUUUUCUCUAUUGUUAUUGCUUCUGCUGAAGUUUUGGGAAAGUCUGAUAGCAGUUUAAUCAGUCAAAUUAAGCGAGCAGGAUCAAGGCUGCCCCCAACAAGAAUAUCUAGGGAGAACUAUAUCAUGGAAUGGGCAGAAGAUUUUGAGGAUCCUGAUAUUCAUCAUCGGCAUGUGUCACACUUAUUUGGUCUCUUCCCAGGUCAUACAAUCACAUUGGAGAGUACUCCUGAAUUGUGUAAAGCUGUUGCCAAUAGCCUCCUGAAAAGAGGAGAUGAGGGUCCAGGAUGGUCAACUACGUGGAAGAUGGCUCUAUGGGCUCGUCUUCACAACAGUGAACAUGCAUAUACAUUGAUCAAGCAACUCAUCAGUUUGGUUGACCCAGAUCAUGAAAGUGAUUUUGAAGGGGGUCUUUACAGUAACUUAUUUACUGCACAUCCUCCAUUCCAAAUUGAUGCUAAUUUCGGUUUUACAGCAGCAAUUGCGGAAAUGAUUGUCCAGAGCACAAUACAAGACGUUUAUUUACUCCCUGCUGUGCCUCGAGAUAAAUGGGUGGAAGGAUGUGUCAGAGGAUUGAAGGCUCGAGGAGGGGUUACAAUUAAUAUCUGUUGGAAGGAAGGGGAACUUCAUGAGGCCCGUUUUUGUUCAAAGAAUCAGAACUCUAUUAGAAGGUUGCAUUACAACGGAAAAGUUGCUACUGUGGAACUAUCAAGUAACAGAAUUCACACAUUCGAUAAACAUCUGAAGUGCUUGAAUACCUAUCAGUUAAUGGAUGGAGGAGUACUGUGAAUAUCCGAGUUUAAAAGGACGUGAGGAUUGCUCUUUCCUUUUAUUAGGAUCUUGAUCAAGGCAUAUAAUUAGAGGAUCAGGCAAGAGUUCUGUUGCACAAUCGAAGUUUGAUAAAAGCGUAAAAUAAAAUGAAAAAUAUGCUGAUCAUAUGAACAAUGAGAGCAAGAAGCAUUUGGGUUUCGUAGGUUUUCUUGAUAGCUUACCUCUAUGCAGUGGCGGAGCCAGGAUUUUUAACAUAUGGGGUCCUAAAAUUAUUGAUAAUGUAGAUUUUACGCACAAGUUAUUUUAAUGGCAAACUAUAAUUUAAAAACACAUAUGGGGUCCAAAAAAAUCGUGAAAAUAUGCAACCCAGCAGACUCGAACUCUGGUGGAUUAUAGGGGUCCUGGAGUGUUAAACCACUGGGCCAUUGCUGCACUUAUGUUUUUUAUAUGUAAUAUCUGGUACAUAUUUAGAUUUUACUGGGGUCCUGGGACCCCAUUGGACUCAAUGUAACUCCGCCCCUGCCUUUAUGUUUAUUUUGGCAUUACCAUUCAAUUCUUUGUCACUUUAAAGAUAUUUAUAUUCAUUUGGACAGUUAUAUUGACUA